AUGUUCCUCUUCUCUGCUCCUUCUGGUAAUUGCCACACUGCCGCUGGGUACAAUACAGAGAUCCUGGAGAAGCUUCUGAGAGCUUGGAGGACCUCACUAGGUGAGAGGGAUGGACGUACCUUCAAUCCCGCCGUAGCGAUCACCGAUACCGAUCUCAUGGAACGCAACGCCCUCAUGCGAGUGUUCCCCGACAUAUGGCUCCUGAUCUGCAAGUUUCAUCUUCGUCAGUCGUGGCGAAAUCACCGAAACAAGCUUUUACGAGGGCGCUCACCUGUCCACAUGUCUCUCAAAGCUCGAAUGGCCCGCCUCGAAACCGAACUCGUCGCCACAACAAAUUUUAACGAGGCUCGGGAGAUGUUGGCGAAGGAGAAGGCCGUGCUUGAAAGGAUGCUGGUGGACUAUCCAAUGAUCACGUCGAACGGCCUGGAGCACCUCCGUUAUCUUGGUGACGGGUACUGGAUGAAAGACGAGAGCCUGUGGAGAAGCUGGUCAGAUUAUGGACACCGAUAUGCCGCUGUACUCCUUCAUUGCAACAUUGAAGGGGUACUCACCACGACAAAUCAUCUGGAGUCCUUUAACGGAAUCUUGAAGCGUAAAUACCUGCGUCGCUGGCAGCGAGGGAACCGAUGUCUCCGAGUCGAUGUGCUCAUCAAGCUACUCGUCACGAAGAUUCUUCCGGCGAUAUUUGAGCAACAAACGCUUGAAGUACAGGAGGAGGAUCGUUGGAGGAGGAUCUUGUUGACCCUACCAGGAGGCACAGCUCUCGUUGGCGGGCUGUCAUCGAACGCCGGCCGUGCCGUUCUACCGCCCAUCGCCUACUUUGUUCAAGACACCGCACGCGACCAGGCGGCAGCCGAACUUCUACAAGAGAAUCAAAUCAGCGUACCUGCUUUCGACUUUCGGACCCAAAGCUUCCUCUUCACAUGCUACUCGUCGUACACAACUGUCUACGAUCCUCAUCCGACCCUGUACAAUAUCGCGGUUUCGACGGAUGGUUCGGCUUGCUGUGACUGCGCCGACUUCACUCAACAAGGAGGAGCAUGUAAGCAUCUCCGUGCCGCGCUCCUUUGGCUCGACAAGCGCCGCAGUGAAGACCCAAGAAUGCCAUCAGUCACUUUGCCUUGCUCGGAGGAUGAAGCACGGAAACGUACACAGACAGACCUCUUCUCACGGCUUCAAGACACGGGCGCAGUCGCACCAUCCCUACCAACUGGUGUUAUGCGAGGCAUCCCUGCUGCAGUCGUAGAUGAGGCCAUACGAGAAGCAAACGAGAUGUUGUACGAGCAUGUGGGCGAGGACGGAGAGGGGAAGGAAGACUCCAGAGAAGACGGGGAGGAAGAGGACGACGACAGCGAUCUUGAGAGUGUGGCAACAGACACUGGCGAAGACUGCGAGUUUAUAUUCACAGCGCUUGAUCAUACAGGUAGUGCUCGGCGUGCGAUCGACGAGCAAACUUUCGCAAGAGUGCUAUUCGACCUGGCUUGUGUGGCACCGAAGCUCGGUCAGCUCGGACGCUACCUCAAGGACACUCACAGAACGUUCAGCCCUGCUGAUGCAGAGAAGGCCGCUCAAGCAAAGGCAGAUAUCAAUCUGCUUUCCGAGCAGUUAGGGCACCUCCUAGAGAUGAAAGGCCCACCCAUAUCGGAGCCACAUCAAACCAGCGCCACACCAGAGCGUCCACAAACCCCGAAACCUACCUUUGCCACAUCAUUAUCUCUCAGCAAGGGGGAGGUCGCCAAAGGUUCACAGAGUGGUGGACAAAGUGAGGUAGAGCGUAUGAGGUUGAAGAGAGCAUCUCUCUACCCACACUCGCCAGAGAAGGAUGCAAAGCAGCAUCAAUCUUACGGCCACGAUUGA
Molecule: messenger RNA, 1857 nt
Organism: Stereum hirsutum FP-91666 SS1
Lineage: Eukaryota; Fungi; Basidiomycota; Agaricomycetes; Russulales; Stereaceae
Exons: 1
Coding region: 1-1857 (618 amino acids)
Molecular function (GO): zinc ion binding
Source: RefSeq, a predicted model, not a curated record